Molecule: messenger RNA, 941 nt
Organism: Schizophyllum commune H4-8
Lineage: Eukaryota; Fungi; Basidiomycota; Agaricomycetes; Agaricales; Schizophyllaceae
Exons: 4
Coding region: 62-754 (230 amino acids)
Source: RefSeq, a predicted model, not a curated record
CCUGGCGCGUCACGCCCCGCCGUACGUCCCGUGUCCCCACCGCCAGCUCCCCCUCCCACCCAUGGCCUGGCUCCCUCUCCUCCGCGUCGUCUCGCUGACUGGCGCCGUCGUCUCCGGGAUUAUCGCGCUCGGCAUCUCCGCGCACCUCCUCAACUUCACGACGUACUGGUAUGGGUUCUACUACACCUUCACCGCCCUCACCAUCGCGAGUGGGGCGUUGACGCUGGUGACGCUGCCUGUCAUGCUGGUAUUGGAUCGCUUCCGCACGGGCGCGUUCACGAGCAUGAUCGCCUUCGAGGUCGUUUGGCUCUUCGUCCUCUGGGUGCUCUGGAUCGCCAGCGCGGGCCUCGCCUCGGACGGCGUCGCGAAGGAAUUCCCGGACGGCUGCCAUUCGUACUGGACCGACAUCAACACCGCCUGCCGCGAAUUCUCUGCGAUUACGGCGUUCAACUACAUCACAUGGUUGUUCCUUUCCGCCUACCUCUGGUCCGUCUUCGCCAUCGCUAUUCGCAGCGCGCAGGGCGGCAAGUCCAUCUGGAGGUCGUCCGUCAAGGAGGAGUACGGCGCAGGAGGCGCAGUGGCAUCGGAGAAGCAGACGUACCCAACGACGGCGUACGCCCCUGCCGCGACGCAGCCUCCCGUGAGCCAAGGCUACAGCACACCGCAGCCCGCGUACAACACGCCCCAGCCGGCGCAGGGGACUUAUGGCCAGGCCCCGACGCAGUAUCCGCCUCAGGGCGCGGCGCAGGUCUGAGCGGUUGUUGGUGCUGUCUGGACGAGAACCAUGCUUGAGAUUUCGACGUUGAAUAAUGACUUGUAUUUAUCCUUGUGCUAUGAUACAUCUGUAGGCUUUCUACCCACGUUGAAGUAUGUAAACUUGCUCUGCGCUCGCACGAAUCUGCCAAGUAUAAGCCAUGAGUUACAAGUGACCUUUGAGCGUG